CAAAUCCUUGUCCAGUAAUCAUAAACGACAGCACCCAUCCUGACCAGCGCAGAGAAAAGUAUUAGAGAGCUCGUGACGCUUCACCGUCGGUCUGGACUAAAUUUACAUCCGAAUAAUCACACUGAGAAACUUCAAUAGUUUUUGAAUUGAAAAUACACAGUAUUUAUAUUUAUAUUGGAGAAUUAUUAUUUUGACCGCUAAGCUCCACCAGUUUUAAAUGCCACAUUCAACCUAACAAAGAGUUAGAUAAUACUCCAUUUGUGCAUUAUUUGUAUGAUAGGUAAAUAUCACAAUCAAGGCAAUGUGUUUAAAGUUCAAAACCAAAAUUAGGGCUGCGUUUCCCAAAAGCAUCGUGAUCUAAUUUGGUCAUUGGUUGCAAUGGUCUUCAAGAUCCCAGAAAAGCUUUGAGAACAUAUCAUAUUAUUGAAUUGGAUUGGGAUAAAUUGUUUGCUUUUUUAAGUGUAUGUGCCCCCCUAAGUGUAUGUGCUUGUUUUAUUAUCGAAUUAAUUUACAAUAAAUGAAAACCAUUAAAAAGCCUUUCUAGCGUUUAUCCCAUUUCUAUGACUCGUUUCGCUGAGACUCUCGCCCUCUCGUGGCCAAUUACGUCACUGCAUGCGUUUUCAUCCCUGAUUCGACCAAUGAGCGCGUCGCCUCGGAAGCCGUUCUCUUCCUGAUGGCAUGGAAACAGGGGAAGAAAAAUCGAGGUCAAAAUAUUUUGACACGUGACUCGGUAGCGAUUGGUUAUCGAUGCGUCGAGACCCUGACACAUGGCACGGGCAUAUGCGACCAAAGUGGCGUGAUGAAGAAUCAUCCUUGUGCAGAAAAUACGGACGUGCUUUUUGGUUGCCUGUGUCUGUAACCCGCCAUGACUAGUUGUAAACGAAAACCACGUAGUUGUCGUAGUUCACUGUAGAUGAGUUAGGCGUCUGUGUGGGUAGAUGAUGGGUAAUGCAAGUAUUGACGUAAUCUGUAGAGAAACGCUGAUCUAGGGGAGAGUGAGUGCUCCCCCGCAACAACAUCAUCCAAGAAUGAAGGGAUCCUCUGCAUUUAUUUCUCACCGCACAAAACGUGUAUUCAACUACCCGAGUCUGCAAACACACUGCGCUACGCGGAUAUUAUGCUGAAUGUGGCAUUGAAAUGUUUGGUUUUAGAUUCACUGUUCAAUAGCUGUCUGUGCGCAUUAGUUUUAACUGCCUGGCCAUACUGACUUGACCUGAACUAGUUAAAAUUUCCCAAUUGGAAAGGGCGAAGUCUGCACAGCAACAAGAGCCAUGAUUGCGUUGUACACUGCCUAAGCAGCUAUAGCGCGCUUCUGGUCCAAUUGCUGGUGCUUUCUGACUGCAAAAUCUGCCACAGCCGUAGUAAUACCUUGACAACCGGACCCGGGCAUACCGAAAAACAUUUUGACAACUCGACGGCGGGGAUAAUUUUUUCCAAAUCAAUACCUUGAAGUUUGUUGGACAGGUCCUCGGAUAUUCCUGCACGAAAGUUCUCACGCGGGCAAUUAAAAUGAAGUACUGGUGCACUCAGGAGUCUUCAUCAUCAGGAUACGAUGGAGCUCUUGGAAGAGGAUCUCACAUGCCCAAUAUGCUGUUGUCUCUUCGAGGACCCGCGCGUUCUGCCGUGCUCUCACAGCUUCUGCAAGAAGUGUCUCGAGGGCAUCCUGGACGGUAACCGGAGCCCUGCAUGGAGACCACCGUUCAAAUGUCCGACCUGUCGAAAGGAAACCGUGCACAACGGCAUCGCGAGCUUGCAAGUCAAUUACUCAUUACGUGGCAUCGUGGAGAAGUACAACAGGAUUCGAGUGAUGCCGAGGAUGUCUCUCUGUCGAGUUCACAGCGGACAACCGCUCAAUAUCUUCUGCGCCACGGAUCUGAAGCUCAUCUGUGGGUUUUGCGCCACGACAGGUGAUCAUAAAGGACACAAGUUUUGCGCGCUGGAGGAGGCGUACGAACGCGAGAAGCUCGCGUUUGAGGACUUGUUUCGCGUCGUGGAGGGCUGGAGGGGCACGGAGGUGCAUUCGUGCCUGGAAUCGUUAGAGGGAGCUAAGAAGAAAGCGCUGGAGAGGGUAUCGCGGGACGCCGAUCAAGUCUCAGAGUACUUUGACAAACUUCUGCGCACGCUGGGGCACAAACGGAGCGAGAUUCUCUCGGACUUGGAGACUCUGAAGCUUGCGGUAAUGCAGACCUUUGACCCCGAGAUCAACCAGCUGCGCUCGGCUCUAGAGGAGCAGCAGCGCGCUCUUAGCAUCGCCGAAUCUUUUCGUUCGCUCUCCGACCCGCUCACUUUCCUCCAGCAGAUGCAGGACUUCAGAGAAAAGCUGCGUGUCAUUCGGGGGACGCCACUGCCAUCGCGGACUGACGUGGACGUGGGUUUGCUUGGCCUUCAGAGCUUCGAUGUGAAUGAAUGGGACCGGGUGCGUCUUGGAGAGGUGGACAAGCUGUGCGCCCCCUACGAGAGCAGCGCGUACCUGUCUUCGCUGCCCCCUGCUGCCGCUCCGCGCUUCUCCCGGGUGAUGUGGAGAGUUGUUCUGGUGGUAUGUGCGUGUCUCCCCGCGCUGAACUUUCUUCCAUCGGACUGUCUCGCUUUGAGCUUCCAGGAUAAGGUGGUCGCGCUCAGUGGCUUUUCACUGCCCGGUCCUGGAGAGAUUGUGCGCUGGCUCGGGUUCUGCUGGAAAGAAGCGGCUGAGAUUUGCACACUACUAACAGAGCUGUGUCGGAACUGUAUCUUGGACCUGAUAAACACAACAUCAGAUUUCAUCAGCUGAUAUUAUAACUCCGUUCCUUAGGUACUUUUUUAUGUACUACAAUGUGCCAACCUAGAAUAUCCCGUAGAUUUGUAGCAUUGGAAAACGUUAGUUCUUGUCUCCGUUUUUGAAUUUGUAACAAAAUUACAGUUAGCAUUUGUGUGGUAUUAAAUUGCUCUGAUUUUGUCUGUUGGUUUUAAAUGGAAAAACAAAUGUGGAUGGAUGGGAUACCAAUGGGAUAACGUUCCCAAACCUUAAAUUAAAAACAAAUUGCCCUAUUCACUUUAUAGAGCUGAAUAGUUCAUCUCCACAAGUUCAUUUCGAAUACGGGCUGACAGCUUGGUUGAAUAAAUUAUACAGUUUUGUUUAACUAAAAACUAAAAGAAAAAAAGUUAACUAAAAGACAAACUAAAGAAGAGGAACACUUAUUCCGAUACACUGAUAUCUUUUAUCUUCUCUGUGCGACUUAUCUGGAUGCUCAAGGUUAAACGUUACGUAACAGUGUCAGGCUCACAGCAGCACAGUAUUUCGGUUCUUCAGUAAUUCAUUUACAAUGUUUAAAUAGAAUAAACUUGCAUCCUGUUAUAUGUUUUUGUUGCUGCUUUAACUCAUAUUAUUGCGAUAGCAUUUGACAUCAUGGGAACAAUUUGAAAUUUUCAGUGCCUAAACAAAAGUUUUCUUUAACAUGGCUAAUGGAAUGUUUUUUUGUUUUUCUGUUGUUGUUGUGUUUUUGGGGGGAGGGGGGGGGUGCAGUUCUUUUAUAUACUAUUUUAUAUUUCUAUUCAAAGACCAGAGCUCACCAAUGUCUUUGUAAUGUUUACAAUUUCACCCAAGAGAGACAUGAGAUGUGCAAGAUUUAACAGUCAGGACUGUUUAGAAAAAAAAGAGAAAAAAUUGAAGGUAUCCCCGUUUUUCCCACUGUUUAAACAGGAAUCCUGAGAGAUUCUCGGACUACUCUGUUCUGAUAUGACGUCACCGCUGGAGCCCUGCGCACGUCACCGAACAUAUAUUUAGCCGACUGUUGCCAGGCGAAUUGGGGAUGAAAAGUGAAAUUACCUACUUCAACCUUCUUUACCAAAUAAAACCUUACAUAAGAAAAAGUAAAUUGAAUAACAACGAAUUUAUUAAUAAACAUGCAUUUUCUGAAGCCAUGCAUAAUGCAUUGCCGACAAAUAGGAAGCUCAUUCUGAAAUGGCGCCAUGUGUUAUGUAACUCCAAUUCUUCGAUUUUCUCUCUUUUUAACAAAUGUAACAUUGUGUCUUAAUAAUAAUGACACCAUCUUCAAUCUACGCAUACCCUACCUAUCUUGCACCAGUAACUUCAAUAUUAUUUUAAGGAAAAAAGGCAAUCCUUCAACACCAUUUCUUUUUGCUUUAAACGCUUGUUCUUUCUGUGUUUAAUGUUUCUAAUGAUUCAGUUGUUUUAAUAAUUUGUUUGUCAAUACUCGUCUCUUGAAGGACUCUGAACUGAAAAGCUACACUUUGCAUGUUGCUGUUUUUUAUUUGUAAAGUUGAAAAUUGUUAGGGAUAUCCAAAUAAAUUUUCCGUCAUACAUGUAUAAACUAUUUAGUUCUAGCAUUAUGCUUAUUUAUCUUUAAAAUGUGUCAAAUGAAAUACAUGGCAUACCUCGGUAACGUCUUAUUUGAAGCCUCAAAAGUCUUUUGUGUCUGUGUCCACAUAACUAGCAAAAUGUGAAAUGCAUUAGCUUUGUAUUAUUUUCUUACAGCAAACAAGCGUUUGCACAUGAUAUAUACGUCUCCGUUUAAAAAGAACUGAAAUACUCCAGAUACACGAAUUAAUAUAUUCACCGUUUAAAUUUCGAUUAUAAGCCGCAUGUCACGCGGUGCAUCAUGAAAUAAAGCGACAUUGCAUGAUGAUCAAUGAUACAGCAACAGGGAACAUCUGCAAUUAGGUUAUAGUUUGUCAUAUGUUAAAUGUCUCAAAACUCCAGGAAAAAGUGUCAUAUGUUGUCGGGAAAGCAAAUAAAUAAAUAAAUAAAUAAAAUACAUAGUGUAUUUCUAUGAAAAAUUCCAUAUAUUAACCUAAAAAAAUCCUGCAUCUAACAUUUAAGGCACUCGAAAGGGCCGUAAGGAUUUGAGACUUUGAAACUCAUUAUUUUGUCUAUAAAAUAUGGAGCGUGACGAUCAGCAGCUGUAUGCACAGAAAAUUUCGAGAGCUGUAAGAUAAUUUAUCUGGACUAACCUAAAUUGCCCCGACAUAAACACACAUACACACACACACACAAAAAAGACGGACCUUUUUUUCCCCUUGGUACUUCUGUCCGAACACACGUUGACCAGUAACUGUAAUCAAUUCAGGUCAUGCAAAACCAGUCUAAUCACAAUUAAAAUUAAGCACCAAAAAAAACAAAAAACGGUGUAGGCUAUUCUUUAGCGGACAGUAAAAAAAAAGAGAUCUGAAUUAAAUACACUUUCUUACGGCCAUAUAAAGAACAUCUUAUAAGAGGGACUUCUCCAUGCAUAACACCUAAAUAAGUAGGCUAGAAAAAAAAAAAAAAAAGGUAAACGCGGAAAACAGCAUAUAGGUAUUUUGGAUGUGAUUAAAAAAGGUAGGCUAUUUAAUAAAAUACGUCGCUUACAAAUCCGUCUUUAUACCUAUCAAAUCGUGAUAUGUUAAAAAAAUAUAUAUCAAGACAAUUUUAUGCUACGUCCUGAGCAUAUGAUGCAUAGUGACUGCACAAUUUUAUUUAAAAAAACUUUUCCAUUUAAAUUGUUAAAAUGUGUAUGUUUUGCCAUAGCCAAAUAAUAGAUUAAAAUCAGCUCUGUGCACUGUUCCUAUGAUCACAGCUGUGCUGACCAUCUUUAGUUCAUAUCUAAAAGCAUCAUAUGACUAAAAUGAAGCGUCAGAAGAUUAAAUCGACAUGUGUCAGAAGUGGUCGUGUUACGAGUUAAAGGCAACAACGGUUUAAGUGCUGGCCAAUUAAACCAAAAAAUAAAACGUCAUUUCUUUAUUGCCAAGGAUACAAGAUGUGAUAAAAAUCAGAGGAAAAUACACCAUUCAGACAUGAAAAACCAGACGCAUUUCUGCGUAUAAAAGGGUCUCUUAUAAAACUCCCCAAAGUUAUCUGAAAUACAUUCACCCCGGCAAAAUAAUAAAUUAAUAAAUAGGAUGAUAAUUUCUCAAAAUACAAUAUGGCAAGAACAAGAUCAAAUCGUGGUUAUUUAGCCGAGAUGAUUUAGCCUGCUCAUAAUUGGGUCUUUUUGAUUUCAUUUCAUAAAAUGGCGGAAAUUAUUUCAAUGGCAUAUAAGACCCGCAUUGCGAGAUAUAAUUUUUUUUAGACCUUUAUACAAUAUUUUACAAAAAUCAUAACCAUUUUCUAUUGUUUUAUAGCCUAUAGGCACAGUCACGUAGGUUACAUAAUCAACGACCUGUACUGUUAACACGAAAUGACACAAGUCAUACAACUAUCGGGAAUACUGAAAAAAUGACUUUCUCCACACAAGAAUUUCGUUGGGCGAUAAGCUUUUUAAUGUUAUAUAAGAAAGAUAGGCAAAUGUCUCCAGUACAAAACUGGAGACAUUUGCCUCCAUGUUAAUAUGUCGUCUGUUGCAACUACCGGAAUAAUCUUGCGUAUUGGUUAUUAUCUGGAAAAAAAGCUGUUAGUCAAUUUUGUUAGCUCAGUGUAGUCACCAGAAAUAAAGAAUACUUUAAAAGAGACAUGCAUACACGCUACGGGUUCAUCCACCAGAAAAAUAAAACACAUUUCUACAACAGUAUUGAAACACAGCAGAGCAGAAAAGCGACCACAAAAAGUAAAUCUCAAAACCUCAUUUGACAACAGUUGCGCUCCCUGUGAAAAAGUGUUAAAAACAAAAGCUGAACAACAGAUACAUCGACAAACGGUGCACUACGUUAAAAUGAGACAGGUCAGAGGUUUUUUUUUCUCUUUUUAAUACCCUUUUUCAGUUUUAUUAUUUAUUUGCAUUAACAGAAAAUUUAACAGCAGGUUUAGGAAAAUAAUAGUGAUUUCAAUAGUGAAUAUUUAAUGAGAAAACAGAAACAAAAAAAGGAUACAAGGGUAGAAUUAUAUUUUUUAAAAAAGGAAAACAAACAAUGUUUACAUAAACAUAUUUUUUUUCAUGAACAUUAUAAAGAAAAAAAAAAACCAAUAAAAAAAAAAGAAAAAAAAAAAAG
This is a messenger RNA of Ctenopharyngodon idella (grass carp), 6900 nucleotides long. It is a transcript of the gene trim13, whose product is annotated as tripartite motif containing 13. The record is from RefSeq and is a predicted model, not a curated record. Lineage: Eukaryota; Metazoa; Chordata; Actinopteri; Cypriniformes; Xenocyprididae. The transcript has 2 exons. The coding region runs from base 1553 to 2767 and encodes 404 amino acids. Gene Ontology annotation, biological process: positive regulation of canonical NF-kappaB signal transduction; innate immune response; positive regulation of macroautophagy. Gene Ontology annotation, molecular function: zinc ion binding.